This is a messenger RNA of Dioscorea cayenensis subsp. rotundata (Guinea yam), 2330 nucleotides long. Its product is annotated as probable inactive receptor kinase At5g67200. Gene Ontology annotation, molecular function: ATP binding; protein binding; protein kinase activity. Gene Ontology annotation, biological process: protein phosphorylation. Bases 33 to 2057 code for a protein of 674 amino acids. Lineage: Eukaryota; Viridiplantae; Streptophyta; Magnoliopsida; Dioscoreales; Dioscoreaceae. The transcript is spliced from 2 exons. The record is from RefSeq and is a predicted model, not a curated record.
CAAAAUUCCAAUCUUUCUCCAAAGCAACAACAAUGCCCAACCACCACCAUCAUCACCAUCAUCAUCACCACCACCUUCCAUUGCUCCUCCUCUCACUCCUCGUCCUCCUCCUCCUUCCCCCAACCUCCUCCUCCUCCUCCUCAUCUCCUUCCGAUUCUUCCUCUCUCCUCGCCUUCAAAUCCAAAGUAGACCCAACCAACCUCCUCAACUUCUCCACCACCACCAACCACUGCCAUUGGCCCGGCGUUCAAUGCUCCAACUUUGGGGGAGAACCCAGAGUCACACGCCUCGUCCUUGAAUACCUCGGCCUCAAUGGCACAUUCCCCAGCGCCGCCGCCGCCGCCCUCGCCGGACUGGAUCAGCUCCGUUUGCUCAGCCUCAAGGGUAACUCCCUCUCCGGCCAUAUCCCUGAUCUUUCCCCUUUGUACAAUCUCAAAGCCCUUUUCCUCGAUCACAACCACUUCUCUGGUGGCUUCCCCAGCUCACUCCUCAGUCUUCAUCGUCUUCGCACUAUUGACCUCUCUUACAACUCUCUCUCCGGUCCUAUUCCCGCCGCCAUCGCCGGCGUUGAUCGGCUUAUCUAUCUCCGGCUUGAUUCCAAUCGGUUGAAUGGAUCUGUUCCGGCGAUGAACCAGUCGUCUCUGAAGAUCUUCAAUGUGUCUGCGAAUGAGCUUACUGGGCCAGUGCCUGUCACUCUGGUGCUUACUGGUUUUGGGGUUUCUAGCUUUGCUGGAAACCCUAGGCUUUGUGGGGUGGCUGUAAGGAGAGAAUGCAGGUCGAAUUUUUUGUUUUUUGGUGGUAAGCCAGCGGGGAUUGCGCCAUCGCCGGCGCCGAUGAUGCGGCAGCAGCUACCUGAGGUUCUUCGGCCGAGCUCGGGAUCGAAUCCUGUUAAGCUGCAUAGAAGGGUUAUGGUUGCUGUUGGCUUCUUGGCUGGGGCUUUCCUUAUCAUUGGUGUGGUUGGGGUCUCAGUUCUGAUGAAGAGGAACAGAAUGGGGCAGGGAAAAGGGCAGGUUUUGGCUGCAGUAAAGAAUGCAGAUGAUGUGUUUGUUGAAAAUUCCAGCAGAGGAAUGGAUGAUAAUGGUGCUGAUUUGGAAGCCAAUGAAGGUGGUGGCAACAAUGAAUUGGUUGUUGCCUCGGCGAUGAUGCCGGAGGACAAGGUGAAGAAGCUUGGAAAGAGUGGGUGUCUGGUGUUUUGUGCAGGUGAAGCACAGGUGUAUUCAUUGGAGCAGCUUAUGCGGGCUUCUGCGGAGUUGCUCGGGAGGGGGAAUAUUGGGACGACGUAUAAGGCGGUAUUGGAUAACCGGUUGAUUGUUAGUGUUAAGAGGCUGGAUGCAGCUAAGUUGGGAAUGACCGGGAAGGAGGCGUUCGAAAGGCAUAUGGAUGUGGUGGGCAGACUCCGGCACCCUAAUUUGGUUCCGCUUCGGGCUUAUUUCCAUGCAAAGCAGGAGAGGUUGCUUGUGUAUGAUUACCAACCUAAUGGGAGUCUCUUCUCCCUCAUUCAUGGUUCAAGAUCAACUCGAGCAAAAUCUCUUCACUGGACAUCAUGUUUGAAGAUAGCUGAAGAUGUAGCACAGGGCCUUGCAUACAUUCACCAAGCUUCCAGACUGGUCCACGGCAACAUCAAGUCUUCCAAUGUGCUCCUUGGAUCAGAUUUUGAGGCUUGCCUGACCGACAACUGCCUUUCAUUCCUUGUAGAGCCAUCUGAAGGCGAGGAUGAACUGGGAUACAGAGCACCAGAAACCCGGAAAUCAAAUCGGCGUUUAACCCCAAGAUCAGAUAUCUAUGCAUUCGGUGUCCUACUCCUCGAGCUUCUCACCGGCAAGCCUCCAUUGCAGCAUCCAGUCCUACUUGGAACUGACUUGCCGGUUUGGGUCCGAUCUGUGAGGGAUGAUGGUGCUGAAGACGAGCGGGUUAUGAUGCUUGUCGACAUCGCAGCGGCCUGUGUCCGAUCUUCUCCCGACAGCAGGCCUACCACAUGGCAAGUGCUAAAAAUGAUUCAGGAAGUGAAGGAGACGGACAACGGCGACGAAGAUAUGGACUCUGCAUCUCUCUCAUAGUUUUUCUACCGAUAUCAAAGCCAAUGUACACGAAACUAAGGUCUACCUCUAAUGGACCUCCAAGAUAUGCAUGCAUUGCCGGAAACAAGGAUGAAUUCACAGCGAGUAACUUUGGUACUGUUUGAGAUGAUCAUCUACGCAUGUUAUUGUAGUUUAAGGAUGAAUAGGUUCGGUUUCGGUCACGUUUAAUCAUCUCAUAAUUACUAACUUGUAAUGCUACUGUUUUGCAAUUUCUAGUAGAGAUAUAAAUAUUAAAUAAUGACAAGCUUUUUA